UAUGCCCUAUUAUUUACUAUCCUAAAAAAAUUGUAGAAACGUAAAAUGGCGGCUUCGGCUGCUGUCAAAGCGCAGCACAGUAGUGAAGUUAAGACACAAUUUUGUACGAAAGAAGGAUGCUAUAAGUCUCUAAAGUUUUCUGAUUACUCGAGACCUGCUCGUCUCGCAAAUAAUGCAAGCAAUAAUAUACCAGUAAAAUUAUCUUUUGUUACUUUAAAAGGUGUCCCUGAAGGCGAUUGUGAAGAUAAAAUAGCAUUCAAUGUUGGUAGAGACAUGUAUUUUUACAAUUUUCGUGGAACAAAAAAGGCUCCUGAUUUAAAUGAGCCUAUUGAUCGACGGGCAUAUAAAGGUCCUCAGCCAACAUGCCAUGAUAUUAAUAUGAUCACUCGUACUCCCACAAGCAUUGAGUUGAUUAUUGGAUUUACCGCUGGACAAAUUCAGUUAGUGGACCCAUUAAAAAGAGAAUGCAGGAAAUGUUUUAAUGAUGAGAGAUUAAUUGAAAAAGGUGCAGUUACUUGUGUUAAAUGGGUACCUGGCAGUGAGUCUAAGUUUUUAGUUUCUUACAAUAAUCCAAAUAUUUAUAUGUAUGAUAAAAACCUUCCUAGUAUAGACAUAGAACCUCAACUUCAAAUGAUUAAAAAAGGUAGUGGCUAUGUUGUUAACAUUAUGAAAAAUAAGCCUGAGUGCAAUCCUCUAUGUCGUUGGAGUGUAGGCCAAGGAGGUAUUAACGAAAUUUGUUUUUCACCAGACUGUAAACAUUUAGCUGUAGUUAGUCAAGAUGGAUAUCUGCGAGUAUUUGAUUUUGAAAAACAAGAACUGAUUAGCAGUAUGCGUAGUUAUUUUGGUGGUGUGUUAUGUGUUUGUUGGAGUCCUGAUGGUCGUUAUAUUGUUACAGGUGGAGAGGAUGAUUUAAUUACUGUUUGGUCUUGUCAUGAACAACAAGUUAUUGCACGAGGUGAAGGUCACAGAUCUUGGGUUAAUGUGGUAUCGUUUGAUGCAUAUACUACUCAAGUCAAAGACCAAAUGUCUUUAAAUAGUGAUGAUGAAGAUUAUCCUAAAAACUCAUGUAAUCAUAUAAACAAUGUCCGAAAAAAUGAAACUAUUGUAUCAUAUCGAGUCGGAUCAGUUGGAGAUGAUACUCAACUUUUGUUGUGGGAUAUCAGUGAAGAUAUUUUAAAGCCAGAACGAAUAAGGACGCGUAGUAAUCGUGGUAGUACAUUAGCAACUAUACAGCCAGUUUUAUCAUACUCUAGUCAAACUAUGAAAGUAGGUAACCAUACAAAAAACUUUAAAAAUCCACUUGUUGAUUCACAAACGACCAAUAAAUAUACUACUUAUAAAAGACAUAAUUCUCAGCCCGAUCCUCCAAAAUUGACUAUCGAUAGAGACGAUUUAAUUCUUGGAUCAAAAAUAUGUCCUCGCAUGAAUGAAUGUAAAAAAAUUGAACCACUUUUAGCAAAAAAGAUUGCUUACGAUCGUUUGAGUGCGUUAGUUUUUCGCGAAGAUUGCAUAGUUACUGGAACUUAUGAUGGUUAUGUUCAUGUAUGGGCCCGACCAAAUGGAGCGGAUGCCCUUGAUGUUGGUACGUUGAUUCAAUGAAAUUGCGAUUAGUAUAGAUAUUUUUUUAUGCCUUAAUGAGUUUCCGAUCAAUAGAAAUUCACAGCUGAAAAUAUACUACAAUUUUACUUAUCGAUGUUUUUUACCGAGUUUUUGGUAACAAAGUACGUUACCAUUAAUACGAUAUAUACGCUACGAUCACAAAAUUAAUGCUCAUCUAAACCUGUGUAUUUUAUAACUCAUUAUCUAAUGAGCUUUAAGAAUAAAAAAUGUAUGCAUACUG
Molecule: messenger RNA, 1840 nt
Organism: Hydra vulgaris (swiftwater hydra)
Lineage: Eukaryota; Metazoa; Cnidaria; Hydrozoa; Anthoathecata; Hydridae
Product: dystrophia myotonica WD repeat-containing protein
Molecular function (GO): protein binding
Source: RefSeq, a predicted model, not a curated record